Messenger RNA from Cylicocyclus nassatus, 803 nucleotides. The record is from the annotation of a GenBank genome assembly. Lineage: Eukaryota; Metazoa; Nematoda; Chromadorea; Rhabditida; Strongylidae.
AUGUCAACUAAGGAAUCAGCCGUUGAUGCACUGGUAGCAUUGGGCGUUUCGCUAACCCUAAGCACUGGUUUAACUAGUGCCGAUGCUAUCUUGGGAAACGUGUUGCAAUAUGGAAAAGUAUCACAGAUAGCUGGUGAAUCUGGCGUUGGCAAAACACAGUUAUGUUAUGCUGUUGUCGCGCGCUUCCUCCUCCAUACAACGUUCAGCGUGGCUUGGUUUGAUUCGAAUGGGUCUUUUCGAGCUCAUCGAUUGCGACAGUUUCUCCUGGGCAUGGAAGAGAUCGACGACAAUGCGUUCGAGACACUGCUGGAACGCGUGGCAGUAACUCAUAUCGCCGAUCAUCUAGAACUCGUAGAAGCACUGGAACUUGUUGAUGAUUAUUUUGAAGAGUACUGCAUCCGUCUUCUUGUUAUCGACAACAUGUCAGAAAUGAUGGACGAGCGAUUACUUGACGAAAACAUGACAAGAACAGCUAUCAUGGCGGUAAUCACAAAUCGCAUUGGCAAUCUCGCAAACAUCGGCUGCACUGUUGUACUCAUCAGCUGUACAGUACAGGAGGAUGACGAGAAAAACGAACUCUAUAGGAGUUGGAUACAGCAAAUGCAUGGACGAGUGAUACUGAGGAGAGAAAGGGAAGAUGUGAGAACAAUCUGUUCUUCAAAGAUGUCCGGUGACUCUUCAAUUGGCCAUUUCAAGAUUAAUAGAGACGGUCUCCAAAACGUCAAUUGACCUCCUUUUGUUUUAGUAUGGGCAAUUUUAUGUGCUUCUUUGUAAAUUUGUAGGCUACUCUGCACAUGUUAUGG